This is a messenger RNA of Pseudoliparis swirei, 2025 nucleotides long. RefSeq names its product chromosome 7 C5orf34 homolog (gene c7h5orf34). Bases 217 to 1899 code for a protein of 560 amino acids. The transcript has 11 exons. The record is from RefSeq and is a predicted model, not a curated record. Lineage: Eukaryota; Metazoa; Chordata; Actinopteri; Perciformes; Liparidae.
ACAUUUCAAACCUUUUUUUGAGGCAGGAAAUAAAAGGUGUAGAUUUCGAGUAUUGGCACUUUUAUUUUUGAAACAUUUCUGGAAAAAGUCGCCGGUAAAUUCCGGUCCGCGCCAAUUACAAACGUCUCCUCCUGAUGACGUAGGCCGGCGCGUCACCAUGUUUUGACUUUUCAACCAUGGUUUCGGCGCGUCUACAACUAUUCACUGAACACGUCGAUGUUCAACAAGUCAAACCCAGGAAAUACGUGUUUAUUUUCAGUUCAGACAAUGGAAACCAGAACCGGCGUCAGCUUGAUGAUCCUGUAUGAGGACGAGUCUGUUGACGUGCGUUACGGAAACGGAGCCCAGUUACAACUGUCGCCGUGUGGCUGUGAAUUCAUGCUGGUAAAACCCUCGGAUCCCUCCGGACACCCUCUGCAGACCAGCGAGAGAAUCAGACAAAGGACGAGGUUCACGAUCAGCACGUAUAAGGGGUUGAUGGUCGCUGCAUUGGCAUUCAGGAAUAAAUACGCUAGUCGACCAUACCUGCCGGAGGAGCUCAUCCCAGUUGACCACAAGAAGCCUUUUUUCAGCAUUGACACUGACGUGCUCUGGCCUGAGUGGUCUUCUUGUGAUGCUGAGCCUGGACAUGGAGGAGAGACUGUCAUCCGUUCGGAGGGGGGACGAGCUACGUUAAUGCUCUCGCCCUCAGGUGAAGAAUUCUCCGUUGAAUUUACAUGCAGCCUCAGUCAGAUUCAAAAUCAGCACCACAUCAUGCAGGGUUUCAGCAAAGGCUUUGACAGCAGCUCAGGCAUUCAGCAGCAGCAGCAGCAGCAAGGAAGCAAUCCGAUCAGUCACACCACAAAUGGUGAGAACAGAGAAGUACAUCCAGGAAGCAGAAGUAAUGAGUCUAUUAGAUCACGGUCUUGCUCUCCUCGGAUCAGCAGCACUGCUCAGCUGAAGCCUGAGAAGAUGUUCCAAUCCACCACAGUGGUCCAGCAUCACUCGUGCUGCGCUGUGGCCCCCAUCUGGUGUUACCCUCUCUCCUUGGCUCGCCAUCUCCGGACGGCUCGUUUCUCUAAACCUGAAGAUGUCGGAGAAGAAGGAACCAGCGGUCUCCAAAAGGCAGACGGGAGAAUACAAAUGUUAGACAUUGAAGAUAGAAAGUCUCAACUUCCUCAGGCGCUGCCUCUCACAUGUCCAUCGCCUCACUGGCACAGGUGGAAGUUUAAAGAGCCACUGGAACAUUCAGACCGAGAUCUUCCAACAGAGUUGGUAAAAGUGGUGUGGUGUCAAGGAGUCACCUACAGGAUGCUGAGUGGGGAGGUCUCAGUCAUCGAGGUUUCCCCGGGAGAUGGAUCCGUCAUCCGCUCUAACGGUGUCCUCAACAAUUAUUUUACCCAUUACAAACCUGAGCUCUUGUCACAGCAGGUAAAAGAGAUGACGUACCAUCUGAACAACCUUCAACCAGACACACCCAGACAGCUGUACUCUGUGAGCUCUAUCGUGAGACGUGCAAGCAGGAUCCUCGCGUGCUUCAACGAGGCCGAGCAUUCACUGAAGCUCUCUGCCACACCCAGCUGCCUUCAAGAGGGAAGACAUAUUUCUAAACCGGCAAGGAUCGAAGAAAAUCUGUUCAAUCCUGGAGCGGUUGAGCAGAAUGUGAAUGGCACACAGAUGGUAGAAAGUCGGUCCGAACUUGUAGCUGCAGAACUGGAGAAAAUUAAACGAUUCAACUUUCUGCUGGAUAACAACCACAUGAUAAGAAGUGAGAACGUUUGUGCAAAACUGGAAGGAAGCUCUGCAGAGGAGGUGACUCAUGAACCAGUGAAUGAGAAGUGCAUCAAUGAGGCUCUUCAGAAAACAUCCAAAGCCAUACGUGACAUUGAUGCUCUCAUAUCUGCAGCCACGCUGACUUGAAAAAGUCUGCUUAAGAGAAACACUUUCAGAAUAAAACCCCCAAUGUAUUAGCUUGAUACCUGAAAAGAUAUGACGCUGUUUUGCUGAUAUGUGUGGAGACCAAAAUAAAGAUUUUUCUUUUAUGUC